This is a messenger RNA of Morchella sextelata, 1899 nucleotides long. RefSeq lists its product as uncharacterized. The record is from RefSeq and is a predicted model, not a curated record. Bases 1 to 1899 code for a protein of 632 amino acids. Gene Ontology annotation, biological process: actin filament network formation; actin filament bundle assembly. Gene Ontology annotation, cellular component: cytoplasm; actin filament bundle; actin filament. The transcript is spliced from 5 exons. Lineage: Eukaryota; Fungi; Ascomycota; Pezizomycetes; Pezizales; Morchellaceae. Gene Ontology annotation, molecular function: actin filament binding.
AUGAAUGUUUUCAAGCUAGCCAGGAAAUACCCCGAUCUCGGGCAGGAGGGUGUAAUGAAACUCCAGGAUACGUUUCUUCGUACAGAUACCGAGGAACGAGGUUACCUCGAUGAGGCAACCGCGAUCAAGGCUGCUCAAGACCUCGAACGGAAAUCUUACGAUGUUGUCAGAGCUACAUUGAAGCAAGUGGAGCUGGACAGUAGUAGAAGAGUGGAACUUGAUGAUUUUGUGGAUCUCAUUGCCAAACUUCGCAUUAAUGACUCAGCGAAACCUGCCGGCCCUCAGGUUUCACAUGCCAGAACUGGGUCCAAAGGUGGUGGACAGAUCAAGAUGGGAGGCUCAACUGGAUCUUCAACUCAUACAAUCAAUGAAGAUGAGAGAUCAGAAUUCACAAGGCAUAUAAAUGCUGUUUUGGCGGGGGAUACAGACAUUGGCGAUCGUUUGCCCUUUGACACUGAUACAUUUCAGAUGUUUGAUGAAUGUAAAGAUGGUCUUGUGCUUGCUAAGCUUAUCAAUGACUCCGUCCCUGACACGAUCGAUGAGCGUGUUCUUAACCGUACCAAUGCACGCACCAAAAAGCUCAACCAGUUUCAUAUGACUGAAAACAACAACAUUGUCAUCAACUCUGCUAAGGCUAUUGGAUGCUCUGUCGUCAAUAUUGGGUCUGGUGAUAUCAUUGAGGUCAAGGAGCAUUUGAUUCUCGGAUUGAUCUGGCAAGUGAUUAGAAGAGGUCUCUUGGGAAAGAUUGAUAUCAAAUUACACCCGGAGCUCUAUAGGUUGCUGGAGGAUGAUGAGACUCUUGAACAGUUUUUGAGACUGCCACCAGAACAGAUUCUCCUGAGGUGGUUCAACUACCAUCUUAAAGCAGCGAAAUGGGAGAGGAGGGUUACGAACUUCAGCAAAGACGUCUCAGAUGCCGAGAAUUAUACUGUGCUCCUGAAUCAGCUUGCCCCGGAGGAGUGCUCGCGGAAUCCCCUACAAACUCGUGAUCUCCUACAACGCGCUGAACAGGUACUCGAGAAUGCCGACAAACUUGGUUGCCGCAAGUUCUUGACCCCGAAAUCUCUUAUUGCUGGUAACCCUAAACUUAACUUGGCUUUUGUGGCUCAUCUCUUCAACACCCACCCCGGCCUUGAUGCUAUUACCGAGGAGGAAAUGCUUGAAGUUGAAGAUUUUGAUGCCGAGGGCGAACGUGAAGCUCGUGUCUUUACUCUGUGGCUGAAUUCUCUUGACGUUCAGCCUGCGGUCAACUCGCUCUUUGACGACCUCCGGGACGGAACUAUUCUUCUUCAAGCAUACGAUAAAGUUAUCCCAGGCUCAGUCAACUGGCGUCAUGUGAACAAAGCUCCAGCACAUGGAGGAGAACUUAUGCGAUUUAAGGCCGUCGAAAAUACCAACUACGCCGUGGAGCUUGGCAAGAACAAUCGAUUCUCGCUUGUCGGAAUACAGGGCGCAGACAUCACGGAUGGGCAACGAACAUUGACACUUGCGAUCACUUGGCAGCUUAUGAGACGUGAUAUCACUCGCACCUUGCACGGCCUUGCGCAAAAGGUUGGCGUUAGUGAGAUCACAGAUUCUUACAUGCUCAAGUGGGCCAAUGAUAUGGCGCGUAAGGGUGGCAAAGCCGGUAACAUCAGGAGCUUCAAGGACCCAAGCAUGGGGACUGGUGUGUUUUUGCUUGAUGUCCUGAAUGGAAUGAAGAGUAAUUAUGUCGAUUACUCGCUUGUCACGGACGGGAGGACCGAUGAGAAUGCAUACCUGAACGCGAAGCUGAGUAUCUCUAUUGCAAGAAAGAUGGGCGCUACUAUCUGGCUUGUCCCCGAGGACAUUGUUGCUGUUCGUUCGAGGUUGAUUGUCACUUUCUUGGGUAGUUUGAUGGCUACUUACGAAACCCUCUAA